AUGUGUGUCAUCUGCUUUGUGAAGGCGCUGGUGCAAGUGUUCAAGAUCUACCUGACAGCAAACUACACAUACAACUUCCGCAGCUGGCCAGUGGACUUUCGCUGGGAUGACGUGCGCACUACCACCAGUGCGGGCGGCAGUGGUCAUCGCGCAUUGACGUGCGCAGCAGCUGCAGCCGGCGUGUGGCUUUUGCGUGAGGCAGUGCUGGGUGUGGACGCAUCCGGGCGGCCACGUGGGGCUCGCAGCCAGGCGCAGUGCUUCUUGCAGCAGAUCCGCGAGCUGCCCAGCCAGCUCGCCAGCUAUGCGCUGGCCCACUGACUAGGCCGCUGGCUAGUAUAUCCUGGCUCCAUGUUCUUGAUGACUCGCGCACUGCUGCCACUGCUGCAGCAGCGCCAAGAGCGCCUCGUGGAGCGCUACCGUGGCCGCCGUGCCAAGCUGGUGGCUUGUGAUGGCAGUGAGAUCGACACCAUGUUCAUGGAUCGCCGCCAGCACCCUGGCAGCCACGGCCGCGGCCUACGCCUUGUUAUCUGCUGCGAAGGUAUCGCCGGCUUCUAUGAGAUGGGCUGUCUGUCUGCGCCUCUUGAGGCUGGCUACUCGGUACUAGGCUGGAACCACCCGGGUUUCGGAGGCAGCACCGGUGCACCGUUCCCUCGACACGACGCCAAUGCCAUGGAUGUGGUGAUGAAGUGUGCCCUGCACCGCCUACAAUUCCCGCCUGCUCAUGUGGUGGUCUACGGCUGGUCUAUUGGAGGCUUCACAGCCACCUGGGCCACCAUGACUUACCCGGAGCUGGGUGCACUGGUGUUGGAUGCCACUUUCGAUGACCUCGUGCCACUUGCGUUGAAGGUCAUGCCCCAUGGUUGGAAGGGGCUGGUGGUGCGCACCGUGCGGGAGCACCUCAACCUCAAUGUGGCUGAACAACUGUGUUGCUACCCAGGGCCAGUGCUGCUGCUGAGGCGCACGCAGGAUGAUGUAGUCAGCACCUCAAGCCGCCUGCCCAGUUUCCCGUCUGGUGACAUGGAAGGCGACGUGGAGGGCAACAGGGGCAAUGAAUUGCUGCUGCGCCUGCUGCAGCACCGCUACCCUUCUGUGAUGGCGCCAGAGGGCCGCACCAUUGUGACCCGCUGGCUACGUGCCAGCAGCCCGGACCAGGAAGCUGCCUUCUAUACCCGCUACCAUGUGGAUGAUGACUGGUGUCUGACCAUGCUGCGAUCUUACCGUGAACGCCGCCAGGAGGAUGUGGAGACCUGGGGACCACAUGGGCCCACUUUCCCCUGGUUUGUGGGCCAGGGCCUGAGCCCCCAGAGGCGCCGGAAACUAGCACUGUUCCUGGCACGAAGGCACCUCAAGAAUGUGGAGGCAACUCACUGCAGCCCCCUAGAGCCAGAGGACUUCCAGUUGCCUUGGAGACUCUAG
This is a messenger RNA of Castor canadensis (American beaver), 1416 nucleotides long. It is a transcript of the gene Abhd16b, whose product is annotated as abhydrolase domain containing 16B. Gene Ontology annotation, biological process: monoacylglycerol catabolic process; phosphatidylserine catabolic process. The record is from RefSeq and is a predicted model, not a curated record. Gene Ontology annotation, cellular component: endomembrane system. Gene Ontology annotation, molecular function: monoacylglycerol lipase activity; glycerophospholipase activity. NCBI's taxonomy places the organism in Eukaryota, Metazoa, Chordata, Mammalia, Rodentia, Castoridae.